AUGAAAUUUUCUAGCGCCACCUUACAGCGCAGGGUGCUGUCUGCCGGCCGCAGCGCCGCGGACUGCUUGGAGGAGUUCCGGCGCCUGGCGGCGGAGCAGUCGCGCUGUCGUUUGACCUUCGAGGGCUGGCCGCCACCUUCUCGACUGCAAAUCGGCGACGGCACCCUGGCGCCACUGGGUCGCGACAUCUUCGUGUUUCGCCGGGCGCUCAAGGACGGGCUGCGCUCCGAACCGACGCUGGUCCUCUGCUGCGCCGGCAGGCCGAUGCUAAUGCUGCGACGCAGCGAGUUCGAGGCGCUCGUGCAGCGCCUGCAGUGGAUUAAGGACCAGAUGAAAGAAUUCUACAAACUAAUAUAG
Molecule: messenger RNA, 357 nt
Organism: Babesia bigemina
Lineage: Eukaryota; Apicomplexa; Aconoidasida; Piroplasmida; Babesiidae
Exons: 2
Coding region: 1-357 (118 amino acids)
Source: RefSeq, a predicted model, not a curated record